AACGCAUCCUAGGUUGUAGUUCAGAUUGGGGUCGAGGCGGAUGUUAUUGUUAGCUCCAGCGGUGGAGGAGAAAAUGCAGUAGUCCCACACACAUUUGGAUGUUAUAAAGUAAUGGGCUGAGAUCCACCCACAUCCAAAAUGGCGAGAGACAGAAAGUGCAUCCUUUGUGAAACAGUCCACGUCUCCAAGCAGGAGAUGGAUGAGCACAUGAGAAGUAUGCUGCACCACCGUGAGCUGGAGAAGGUCAAAGGCCGGGACUGUGGACACGAGUGCAGAGUGUGCAAGGUAACGGUGGUGAGCCUGACCGAUUAUGCCUGCCACAUUUCCAGUCCCACGCACAAGCAGAAUGUGGAGGCUUCAGAGCAAAAGCAUGUGGGGAACGGCCACGAGGAGGACUACUUUGACCAGACACUGGUGGACCUGAUCGAAAAGAGAAAAGAACAGAUCAGAAAAGAGAAAGAGGCUGCUGCUGCGAAGCUGGCAAAAGAAGAAGAGGAUCGCCGGAGAAACGAGCAGUUUCAGCAGAGAUUAAAGGAAGCUAAGGAGCGUUACCGGCUCGGGUGUGGCUGGCAGCAGCCAUCACAGGUGUUUGGUGGACCUGGUCAGCACAAUUCUUGGUACAGGAACAACCAAUAUAAUGCCAAAGCAGAGGAGCCAAGACCCUGGCAAAAUAAUAAACAGGGAAAGAGUGCUACCUGGCAUGCACAGGAGCCUCCCAAUUUUCAGAAAUGGGCUUCUGAAGAGUUUGCUGGUAGAAGCUUGCAUAGCCAGGAAGGGUGGAACAGGAAGCAGUGGGAUCAGGGUGGAUUUUAUGGCAAUCAACAAAGUCGACUGCCUUGGAUCAGCAAUGGAGGCAGUAGGAACGGGAUCUAUGGCCAAAAUAAUAUUCCCCACUACCCACAAAGGGGCCGGCCUUUGUGGGUACAAAGGCCUCCUCCUAUGUAUCCACCUACCAACUGUUUUUUUGCCCAGGCUCUUGACCAGUUUCAAAAUACAGCCAAUGACCAGGGAGGUCAGCAGAGUGACAGACUUCAGAAUGGACAGGGGCAAACAGCAGAAUCUGACCACAACAGUAGUAAAAGCUCAAAGUCCUUUGGUAGCAACCCAAAGCUGGACAAAGCCUGUCGCUGGUCACCCUAUCCAGUUACAAAGAGCUUUGACCCUGUGCCCCAUAAGGACACUAACCCAAACUCAUCAGAGAAGAACCCCAAAGUCCCCAAACCCCAGAAGCAAGAAAAAGCACCAGAAACCAGUGCCUUUAACAGGCUGUCCCAACCUGAACAGAAACCAGGGCAGCUGGCCUCUAGUGGACAAAGUGUGGAAGACAAAGGGGGGUGUAAAUCAAACCCCAAAACCAAGCCCAAAGAUAAGAGCGACAGCAGCAGUAGAGACAGCAGUGCUCAGAGAGAAGGCCCCCAGAACUCUGCAUCUGGUCCUUCUAAUCAGAAGGCAAAUAAGCCAGUUCUGCAUAAAGAUAAGAAAAUAACCUCACUUCUUGGUCUCAACAUUAGAGCUCAACUUAGUAAGGCCUCCAGUCGAGCGUAUACACAAUCAAAGCCAACUGAAAAGCAGAGCGGACUCACUUAUAAAGCUCCACCUACUGUGCCCCUGAAAUCAAGGCAAGAACGGCAGCCCCCCGAAAGCCUCUGGAAAGUAAGACAGACUGUGUUAGAGAAGAGGGGGUCUUUGGAUAGCUCUAGUAACAACAGGAUGGAGGCGGCGCAGCACAUGGUUGAGGAGCAGGAGAAGGAUCAUGCUCAGAGUCAGAUAGGAGUAAACAAAGAAAAUAGCUGUAGUCAGAAUGCAGCUAAGCCAAAUUUGCCUGACUCAGUCAGGCCAGAAAAGCCUGCUUUACAAUCUACAGACAGCAGCCAGUUCCUCCAAUCUUUACAAGUUAGCACCUCUACCAUGGAGAGCUCACAGCCUGCAACCUCAAGCAAGGAAGAUGAGGAGAACAGGCAGAAAGUGGAGAAGCAGCAGACUUGCUCAGCAGCCCUAGAUGAAGCCAUGCAGGCCGCUGAUGCAGGGCAGAGCUCAGAGAGCGACACCUCCAAAAGUGGUGAAGCACAGACGGUCUCAGGGUCAAACACGAGUCUGUCCAAACUUGACCUGCCUCCUGUCUUAAAGCGUGACCUGACCAAACACAUCAGCUCCAAGAGCAAAACAGGAAGCCAUGAGCCCAACCUGAACAUUGCCAGACGGGUGCGAAACCUGAGUGAGUCACGGAGAAGUGACACAGAAAAGGACUCGGGGCUCAAACCGACUGUUCGGCAGCUCAUCAGCUCCUCUGGGUCUCGACGUAAUGUGAACUGGGAACAGGUGUAUCAGGAGGUCAGGAAGAAGCAAGACAAAGGGAAAGGCAUGCCAAGGUUUGGGAUAGAGAUGGUGCCAAAUGAGCAUGAGGACCACAGCCAGGAGGAAGAAGACAUUCCCCUGCUAGAGGGUUUGCACUGGGAUUCAUUAAUGGACAUCUCUGCUUGCGGUGCCUCCCGAAAACGCUCCUUAUCGGAGAGCAGCCUCGCCCCAGCAUCUGCUCCCUCCCUGUUUAUGUCCCUCAGGUCAGAGGAGAUGGUGCAAAGAGGGAGCCCCAGCUCAGAGCAGCAGGCCUCCUCAGUUUCUCCCACACUCACUGAAGGGAGCAAAGAUGAUCUGCAUCAGCAAGAGGUGGAGCAGAUGCUUGGUCAGUUUGAGGCUAAAGCACAGAAGCAGCCUGAAAAACUAAUGUCAGCGACGGUGAAGGCCCUGCAGCGAUCUGAUUCAGUGCUUGGGGACAGCAGUUCGGGGACGGAGCAGGUUGACGGUCAGGGUACAGGGAAGAGGCGAAGAGCAACUGGGGAUGUCCCAAGUGCAGAGACGUCCUGCUUGGAACACAAUAGUAAAAGACGGAAGGUCAAAUCCAAAAAAGAGCGUUUACAGAUCGACCAGCUGCUGGCUGUGUCUCUGCGAGAGGAAGAGCUGAGUCGCUCCCUGCAGACUGUGGACACCAGCCUGAUCCAGGCCCGGGCUGCACUGGAGGCUGCCUACAUGGAGGUGCAGCGUCUCAUGGUGGUUAAACAGCAGAUGACUGUAGAGAUGAGCACAUUGAGAAACAAGCGCAUUGAGUUACUAAAAGGGAUGCAAGUAGGUAGUGCGGAGGAGGCAGCUCCGAUCAAACUGAAAGAGGAAAAGAUGGAUUCCACAGAUAUGGACCCACACAUGUUCUCCCCUGUUACACUUUCCUCUGUUACGGACACUGUUGCUGCUGCUGUUGCUGCCCCUGCCCCCAGUCCUAGUCCUCCUACUCAGCGUGCCUCCCCUCCAUCUUCAAGCCUUCCCUUCAUGCCUGUAGUUAUCAAGCAGGAGCCCCAGUCUCCUGUCCAUGUCAGCUCAGAGCCAGAUCCCAUGGACACUAUAACCCACUGUGCUCACAGCACUACACCGGAGCUGCCUGUUGCUCCUGCUUCAGCCUCUCCACCAGAUCCUGUCAUUAACUUCCAGCCAUCUCCUGAAAGAAAGUCUGAGCUCUGCCGAACUAAUACACAGCAUCUUUGGGAGAAGUUUGAAGAGUCUGCAGACCCCAAAGAGAGCUUGUUGGGUCUGGUUGAGACCACAGAGAAGGCCAUACAGGCAUCAAGGAACUGCUUCACACCUUUGCCUGACUCCAAAACCUCCAUAAAGCUUUCACCCAGCAGGAGGGGCUCUGAGGUGGGGAGCAUUGUUGACUGUGCAGCCACAAAGUCUUUUGAGCCCCCCUCUGUGCCUUCAGUCCUUAAUCUACCCCCCUCUCCAUCUGAGCUGAGCAGCGGAAAGCGUGUGAGGAAGCUCAAGAAGAGGAAAGUGUUGAAGAAAGCUCAAGGGACGGAGCAGCCUGAGAGCAGUGACACUGAGAUAGAUGGAGAGCCCUUGAGGCCGAGGUGUCCUCGACCACGCAGGAGACCCAGUGGAGGUUCUCAGGUCAGCACCUCCACACUGUCCAAAGAAGACCGAGAGGGUGAUAUGAACAUGGAGAGUGGCAAGGAGGCGGUUGGGUAUCUGGUUCCCACCAUCAGACUCACAAGAAUAGACCACAGUUCCUUCAAACAGAUGGUAGAGCUUCCCCAGGUGGCCCCUGCUGAGCUGACAGUGAACUUAGAUUCAGAGGAAAGCAUGGAGGUCACCGGAGCCUGUCCGCAGCCCCAAACAGAUACCCCAGCUCCAACUCCCACUGCAGUCCAGGUCCCAGACUCCUCCAUACCUGAGCCACAGAGCCUGGCCUGCAACGAGGUCACCUCCACAAGUGACAUGGAUGUAUGUAAAUCCUCUGAGAGUGACAUGCCGUUUCCCGUCACAUUGCCCAAGCCAGUGAGGACCUCAUCAGAUGCUUCCUCUGACCACGGUGAGGAUGACAUGCCCACUGAGGGUGUGUUUGAGGGCCACCAGGAGGCGGUGAACGCCAUGCAGAUCCACAACGGACUGCUGUACACGUGCUCAGGAGACCGGACUGUCAGAGCCUUCGACCUGGUGAGUCAUAAAUGUGUUGGUGUGUUCGAGGGUCACAGCCUUAAAGUGAGCUGCCUGUUGGUGUCCGCGGCUCCCUCCCUGCAUCACCGCCUUUAUUCUGGUUCCAGUGAUCAGACCAUCCGCUGCUACAGUCUCAAGACACAAGAGUUUGAGCAGCAGUUUUCUCUGUCAGACCGAGUCCUCUGCCUUCACAGCCGCUGGAGGACUUUGUACGCAGGCCUGGCAAAUGGCACAGUGGUGACCUUUAACCUCAAGACAAACAAGCAGAUGGAAGUGUUCGAGUGCCACGGGCCGCGGGCCGUGAGCUGUCUGGCCUCGUCUCAGGAGGGAGCCCGGAGGAUCCUGCUGGUCGGCUCCUAUGACAGCACCAUCAGCGUGAGAGACGCCAAGAACGGACUCCUGCUGCGCACACUGGAGGGACACACCAAAACUGUGCUCUGCAUGAAGGUCGUCAAUGAUCUGGUAUUUAGUGGUUCCAGUGAUCAGUGUGUCUACGCACACAACAUCCAUACUGGAGAGCUGGUGCGGGUCUAUAAAGGUCACAGUCAUGCUGUUACUGUAGUGGCCAUCCUGGGGAAAGUGAUGGUGACCGCCUGCCUGGACAAACUGGUCCGUGUCUACGAUCUACAGUCUCAUGACCAGCUGCAGGUCUAUGGUGGACACAAGGACAUGGUGAUGUGCAUGGCUAUCCACAAGAACAUGAUCUACACAGGCUGUUAUAACGGCAGCGUGCAGGCUGUCAAACUGAACCUGAUGCAGAACUACCGCUGCUGGUGGCACGGCUGUUCGCUGGUCUUUGCGCUGACGGAGCAUCUGCAGCAGCACCUGAUCAACGACCACACCAGUGCCAACUUCCAGACGCUCAAGUGCCACUGGAAAAACUGUGAAGAGUUUUUCUGUGCACGCAACAUCUCCAAGCAGGGGAUGCUGGUGCACAUGCAGAAACACGCUGAGGAGGAGACUGAACUGGAGCCUUAAGGGCCAGUGGUGGGAACACUGUUUCCUCCUGAGCCCUCUUCCCUUCCUUGCUAUCUUUACCCCCCCUCCUUUGUUAACCUCCCAUAUUGGGGGGGAUGUUCUGGGACCCACUUCCCUUUGCAGCGCUCCUGUUGAGCCUGACAAGUGGCGUCUGACGACUCCAUCCUUUAUGUUCGAUGUUGGAAUCCAACCAUAAUACAAUCAUGAAGGGAGGGUUGGUUGAGCUGUUUGUUAUUUCUUUUUUUACGUUCUACAAAACACGCCUUCCUCUCUUUCUGUCUGACCACUGCAGUUCCUCUUUUCACUGACCAAAGUAAGACAAAGAAAUAUGUGACUUUUUUUUAUUGAAGAAACUUCAGUGUUGCCAGCAUCAGAGGGAUUUGUCAUGCUUUUCGAUUUUUCUGAAAGUGCAACAAAAACCAAUAAUCAUCUUCCAGAUUGGUUGGCUAGAAUAUGGCAUGGGUUAAAAGAUGUUUUUAUUGUUGUUGUGCAGUUGUGAUGUGUCAUGUUGAGCAACCUAUAGUUAUUUUUCUUUUCUUUUUUUGUUUUCAUUUAUUAAGUUGCCAUUAUUCAUUCAAAGUAACCUUAUGUUAAUGGCAAUAAUGAUUUUACGUUUUCAGAAAUUUAUGUUGUAGUCUCCCAGGUUAACAACUGUUUUGAAGGAGUUUCAUUGAAGUGACAGAAUUUAUUUAUUUUUUUGGUUUGGUUUUUAUUUUAUUUUCAGAAAAACCCAGUCUCUAACAGGUUAGUGGUUUAGGAUUACAUCUCUUUAUUUUUUUGUUGCUCAUUCAGGUGAUUUAAAGGUGUUGAGGGACUUUGGUGCAGUGUUGUGUGACUUGGCCUGAAGUUGCCAUUUGAGAAUUUAUUUACAUUUGCAGUGAUAACAGAACCAAGACAUUGACAUGGUGGUGUGUGUGUUCCUACAUGUGUUUAUCUGUGUGGGUUUAUUCCUCAUAAUUCUCAACAGAGUGGUUUAAGGAACUCUGUUUUCCAUGAGUGAGUGUGAAGUACUGUUUUAAUAUAAUGCGAUUUCCUCCUCGCAAAUAGCUGUUUUUUUUUUGUUUUUGUUUUUUUUAAAUUUAUUUUAUAUUUGGAGCAUCGAGGAGAAGGCACCGGAACUGUGUUUUUCCACAGUGAUGAUAGUUUUCUAAAGAAGUGUGGAGGUGAAGGAUGUUUAGAGGAGGUGUUUGAUGGAAGAGCUUGAAGGAAAGAACUAGGAUUCAUCUCCCAUGCCAUACCUCACCCCCUCAAACACUCAAACACAGGCAAGUUGGUAACACAAAGCCACUUUUAUAAGGGCAUAUUCAACCAGUUUUAAUCAGCGUAAAAGCCCAGUUGAUGCUCUCUUUGGCAGACUUUGUGUGGUUUCAGCUCUCUUGGUCGUAUUUGUUAACCUGACGUUCUCAUGGCCGCCAUCUUCCAAACUCUCCUCACCCAUUAGUUAUUUACAACUGAGGAAAGCGUGCAGUUCACCUCUUACCUGGCAUUCCUGAGUUUCUUCUUUUAUCAAAGUUGUGACAAGAUAUUUUUUAUGGAAGUGCAAUCUAAGAAAUUGUAAUUAAUAAUAAAAAAAAUAUUGCAACGUUAUAGAA
Molecule: messenger RNA, 7049 nt
Organism: Lates calcarifer (barramundi perch)
Lineage: Eukaryota; Metazoa; Chordata; Actinopteri; Centropomidae
Gene: znf106a
Product: zinc finger protein 106a
Exons: 22
Coding region: 139-5457 (1772 amino acids)
Cellular component (GO): cytosol; membrane
Molecular function (GO): SH3 domain binding; RNA binding
Source: RefSeq, a predicted model, not a curated record